Messenger RNA from Coregonus sp. 'balchen', 5889 nucleotides. The record is from the annotation of a GenBank genome assembly. Lineage: Eukaryota; Metazoa; Chordata; Actinopteri; Salmoniformes; Salmonidae.
GUUGAUGAUCCCUGUACUAUAGGUUGUCCGUUUGAAUACUGUCCACAUUUCUAAAUGUCUUAGCCCUGAAGUAGCCUACACUAUUUUCCUCUUCUGUGAGUGGACAAGCGCAAAUGUAUCGGUAAAUAUGAUGUGUUGUAUGUGUAAUAUUUGGGUUAAUGAGCAGAAUUACAUUACAGUAAAUUUAACAUAAUUUCGUGAACUUCUGGUUUAUGAUUUCAGAAAUAUUAUUGCGUUGGUCGUGAUGUCACUUCCACUGAUUCUGAGCCCCCAGAUUUUGGGGCUCGCGACUGACGGUUUGAUCCAUCUGGGUAGGUUUACUUUUACGUAUAAAUAAAAUUAUUUCAAUACAACACAUUUUUAACCCAAUUUAUUGUAAACUCAUAUGUUUUUCACUUUUUUAUUCAGAAAAUAUUGCAGGGAAGCUCAGCUUCAUUCAGAGAGAAGGAAAUGUGACUUACGUGCGGGACAAGGAGCUGGCCUCGGAGGUUCCAACCGAAACCAAGUUCGAACUGUUCGAUCCAAGGAACACUUUACGCACCGCCAGAUUGACCUAUACCUGGGACUUCGGCAACGGGUAGGCCUGUGUGGACUUCGCCUGUUUAUCAUCGAAUAUAUGUUUUGUAGUUUUCCUUUUUAUAGUUAAGGCUAUAUAUUUCAAUAUUAUGUGGUUGUUUUAUUUGUUAUUUAUUUAUUCGAUGUUGUGUGAUGCUGUUUUUUUACUGUAGGGAUUACUGUUGUUUUCUAUUGUCUUGUCAGUGUUGUAUGUAUUCCAUCAGGGACCACGUUAGAAACAAGUGGAAUUGCUUUAACGUGUUAUCCCUGGGUUGUCCCCAGUGCAUAUUUUUGCCCAAUAAAUCAUCAAUCAAUAUUCUGGUUUUGUAAGAGAGGUGCUAAAGGGAUCGGAGCCGUCUGUGUACUAUAACUACUCCUCCUCUGGAAACUACACUCUGCGGCUGAGAGUGGUGGCCCAAAUGAACAGAACCUCUACUCCACUAACUGGGGAAUACACCAUGGACAUUACAGUUUUGGGUAGGUAGACAGAAUACAACAUUUUUGUUGAUAAUUAUUUGGUUUGAAAUGGUGUGUUUUGGCAAUGUUGAAAGGACAUCUCUCAUUAAUUUAGUAAAAAGCAGUUUUUAAAUAUCACAUUAGGUCUACCAUACAGCAAGUGUCGGCAACAAUUGAGGUGUAUUGCAUAACUCUGCUAUUUUCCAGACGCCAUCAGAAAUAUUGAGUUGAAGAGCCCUUUGAUAUUCCAGGUUUCCAGAAACAACAGUCUGGCUGUUCAUGUGGAUGGAAGGUGGGUACAAUUUCUCAGUAGGCCCACACAAUGAACACAUACAACAUCCAAAAUGUAUAACCAUAAAUGAUCCGCCGUGAGGCGCUCGCCCGCGCGCGCCGCCGCCUGCGCGCGGGCGACGCGAGGGGCGAAGCGCGCGCGGCGCGCGAGGGCUCGCGGGCGCGCGGCGGCGCGACGGACCCGCGCGCGCGCGCGCCCGGCGCGCCGCCCGCGGGGCGCGGCGCGAGGGCGCGCGCGCGAGCGCGCGCCGAGCGCCUCCGCCCCCGCCCGGGGCCCCGCCAAAAAACAGAAACUACAGACGCGAGCAGCAUCGAGGCGUCCCUCCUCUCUCUCUCUCUCUCUCUCUCUCUCUCGCCUCCGUCGCCCCUCGCUACCCGCGCCGGCGCGCGCGAGCGGGGCCCCUCGGCGCGCUCGCGGCGCGCCCCGGCGCGCGCGCGCGCGCGCGGCGCGCCGCGCGCGCGCCGCGCCCCCCGGCGAGCGCGCGCCCCGCCCCCCGCGCGCGCCCCCCCCCCGCGAGGCAGCGAGGAGGGGAGCGAGAGCGAGCCGAGCGAGCGGCGGGGCGGCGAGCGAGCGGAGCGAGUGAGCGGCGAGGGGCCGACGAGACGAGCGAGGGGACAAACGAGCGGGGCGAGCGGCGCCGAGGGAGGUCCCACGAAGACCGGGCGGGAGCGCCAAACCCCAAACAAAAAAACCCCGAAGCGCGAAAAAGGGGCGAGGAGAGCGGCGGGGACCCGAGUAGAGGCGAGCGCAGGGGAGGAGAGGGAAGAGCGGGCGAGCGCGGGGGAGAGAGCAGCGCGAGAGGAGAGGAGAGAGGAGGGGGAAAAGUAGAGAAGGAAGGAGCGAGAUGGGGAAGCGAAAAGGAUAGAGCGAGAGAGAGGAGAAGAGAAGAGAAGGAGAGGAGAGCGGGAGAGAUGGCAGAGAGGAGAGAGGGAAAGGGGAAGUCGAGGGCGAGGGGAGAAGCAAACCCAGAAAACCCGAAAGAGAGAAGAAAAACACUAGAAAAGAAGGCUAGCCUAAAAAACGAAAGAGAAGGAGCAAGAAGAGAGCGAUAGAGAGUUAGAGAAAGAAAAGAAAAAUUUAUCCCUCAAGGGCUAAUGGACGAAAGAGAAACAGGGGUGCAGGGAGGGGGAGCGCUCGAGCGCAGCGGGAGAGAGAGCGCGGACUCGGGAGCGAGGUAGGGAGCGCUAGACGUGUGCAGAUUGGCGGGAUCCUAGCAGCGCCUAGGAAAGCAGGGCGAGAGCAGGGAGAGAGAGAGAGGGAAGAGGGGCCCGAGAGGAGAAGAAGAGGAGUCGGAGGGCGUCGCGGCGCGCGGGAGGGGAUGAAAGAGGAGAGAGGGAGCGAGAGAGCGAGAGUGAGAGAGAGAGAGCAGCAAGAAGAGAGGAGAGAAGAACGAGAAAAAAAAAACCAAAAAAACCCAAAACAAAACAGAAAAAAAACAAGAACAAAGAAAAAAGGGGAAAAAAAAACCAAAAAAAAAAGAGAAAAAAAGAAAAGAGGGAAAGAGCCCAAAAAAGAAGAAAGGAGGAGAACAAAUAAAAAAGAAACAAAAAAAGAGAAAGGAACCAGACCGAGAAAAAACGCGACGAAGAGACGCCUAAAGCAAACGAAGAAGAGAAAGCCGCUGAGGUCGAGCGUCAAAAGAGGAGAAGCAGAUAGAACUCAUAAAACAGACAAAGAUCGUCUUCGAGGAGAGAGGAGACAUCUAUCUUCGAGCUAGUCGAUAUCUAUGAGAGAGGGGUCUGAGCGUUCAUCUCAGAUCUAGAUAUGAGCUAGAGCUAUCUCUCUAUAUCUCCUAUCUAUCUAUCUAUCUCUUCUUUCUCUCUAUCUGUCUGUUGUCUAUUCUUUAUCUCUCUAGAUUUAUCAUAUAUCUCUCUCUCUCUCUCAUCUUAUACUCAUCCUCUGUGUCUCUAUCCCACCACCCAAUCUCUCUCUCUCUCUCUCUCUCUCUCUCUGUGUGUCUCUCUCUCCCCCACCCCUCUAUCUCUCUCUAUCUCUCCUCUCUCUCUCUCUUUCUCUAUCUCUCUCUAUCUAUAUAUCUGUCUGUCUGUCUGUCUGUCUGUCUGUCUGUCUGUCUGUCUGUCUGUCUGUCUGUCUGUCUGUCUGUCUGUCUGUCUGUCUGUCUGUCUGUCUGUCUGUCUGUCUGUCUGUCUGUCUGUCUAUCUAUAUCUCUCUCUCUCUCUCUCUCUCUCUCUCUCUGUCUCUCUCUCACUAUCCCUCUCCUUUCUCUCUCUCUGUCUCUCUCUCUAGUCCUCCCAUGUGGGUCUGCUGGAGGUUCCUACAGAACUGUGUAUCAGCAACCCCUACAGGCUGUCACCUGACCAUGCUGUAUGAGAACACCAUGAUACUGAACCACACCUUCACAUCUUUAGGAGUCCACUGUCUGGACAUCAGUGCCCGCAACGACAUCAGCAAACUGCAGACCUCCUACAGCAUCUUUGUGAGGAGAGAUCGUAAGUCAGGUGUUAUCAUGUGGUCUGUGGAGAUUUGGUCCACUUUAGUCACGCUAGGCUACAGUACAGUACAGCACACACUUUGUCCUCUCACUAUCAAUACAGUAUAGACUGUUUGAUAUAGUACAAAUUACCCAUCUAUUAGUACAGUGUCGCUCAGCAGUUCUGGUAGCACAAGGGGUUUUGAUGAUAAUUUACCUCUUUAGAUUUCAUGGUUCUUCCUGUAAUCUCAAACUGAACCGAGUGAUAGUGUGUUCAGAGAAAUGAAAAGACGUCAGUGGGACAGUGGCCAGGGUUGAGGAAUGCAGCUAAGGAGUUCUGGAGGAGAGCAAUUUAACGGUAGGACCCACUGUAGCUCAGCUGGUAGAGCACGGCGCUUGUAACGCCAAGGUAGUGGGUUCGAUCCCCGGGACCACCCAUACACAAAAAAAAAAAAAAUGUAUGCACGCAUGACUGUAAGUCGCUUUGGAUAAAAGCGUCUGCUAAAUGGCAUAUUAUAUUAUAUUAUAUUAUAUACUGUAUAUGUCUCCUGUGGUGAAUUGAUUUGUGGUGGAUGGUACGGUUACAGAGGAGUUUCAGGAAGCUUGUGAACUCAUUGUAAUGCAUAACAAAUAGAUUGUUUAAAACCAGAAGACUAAAAUAAUGAUGAAUGAUGGUUUGUGUAAAUAGGAACAUGAUUCAAUGGUGCACAAAGUUAAGACAAGAGGAGACAUGCUAAUAAUCAUGUAUGCAGACACUGGGGAGUAUGACAGUUACUAAUUGGGAGAUAAUUGUAAAAAGAAAAUCAAUUCUGCUUGCAGAACUUCUGACCAGUAUUCAAGCUUGUCUAACUGCAUCAUGUAAUAAUGUAGAAAAACAGUUCUCUAUUUGUCUCUUUAUAGCCUCCAUUAACCUGCUCUUCACCCUGACGUGUGCUGGGAUCAUCUUGGCAAUCCUCGCCUUCAUCACUGUUAUAGCCUGUCGCACUAAGAAUGGACACAACAACAAAUCACAGGUAGGAGACUGACAGAGAGACUUGUUGAAAAAUGUUAGGCCCUGUUUCAAUACUCCUCCUAAAGAAAUGAGGCUAUUCUACAACGUGUCCACAAGGGGGUGAUAUAUACCUAACAAAUUGACUAACGAUCAACUCCAAAAAUUGUCCGUAGCCAUAGAAAGCACUGUCAAGCGGUCAAGCGGUGUUAUACUACUCGAGUACAGGACUCAGAUUUGAUUCAGACUCGAGUCACGAUUCUCAUGACUCGUGACUCGACUCGGACUCGACCAGUAGUGACUCGGACUUGGACUCGACCAGUAGGGACUUGGUUGUAGAAAAUCUCUCUCUUUUGUAUAAUUCAUCAUACUAGCUACAACAGCAAAUGUUAGAUAGCUGUAUUAUCUAAUCAGCCUUACAAAAGUGCAACAUUGUAAUGAAAUGUAGCUUAAAAAGCACUACAAUGGGCACUACAAUGGGACUUGUGACUUGAGUAUAAAGGACUCGGACUUGGAUACGGACUCGAGGUUUACUGGAAUCUACAUCACUGCUGUCAAGUGAUGGGAAUUUGCACAGUGCAUUUGUUCUUGUUCAAUAUGAAAUUACUAAGAAAUGUUCAGACAAUGUAGCCCUAUAAACACCAAAAAAACACUUGUGUGUCAGUGUAAAUGUUUAUAUUUGUUUGUAUAUUUAUUCUUUUACAGAUAUCUAAGUCCAGUAACGCCACUUACUCCAGCAUGGACAUGGAACUACAGCCACAACAGGACAUCCCUGGUAUCACUAGUGAUAUAUAUGUGUCCAGGCCAAAGAAAGGAGAGGUCCAACCCCUUCUGCAGCACGGGACCAGAUCUGUCGCCUACUCCUGCCGCAUCUAGUCUUCAUUUACACACUUUUGAUUUGGGCUUUGUGUUGGACUGAUUCAAGUCAAAUGUUAAUAGUUUGCUAAAAAUGUAUUUUUUGAGAUGAAUAUAUGUCACCAGUGACAUUUAACUAUUAAUUGUCAGUGAUGUAAUACCAAUGUAGCUUACAUUCCUCUGUCUGUGUGGAUUCUAUACUUACACUAUUUUGCCUUUGAUGAUCCCAUCCUCAGACCCAGCCAAAAGCCUGACCUCGAAAACUAAAUAUCCAUCCAAGGGGUUUUAGAGCAGUGGUUCCCAAACUGUGUG